AUGGCAGCCGUGGACAGUGAAUACAAAUACACCCUCAUCGACGUCGGUGCAGAGGGCCGCAGAAGCGAUGGAGGGGUCUUGAAGAAUUCAGAGUUUGGAAAAGCCCUCGAGAACAGAAGUCUAGGCCUACCGUCAGCUGGCAAACUCCCGGGAAGUGGAAUCGUGGCACCGUAUGCCUUCGUAGCUGAUGAAGCGUUUCAACUUAGAGAAGAUUUUAUGCGUCCUUUCCCAGCGAAACAGCUGAGGGAUGAUCGAAGAGUGUUCAAUUACAGGCUCAGCCGGGCACGAAGGUGUGCAGAAAAUGCCUUUGGCAUAACGGCAGCGAGGUGGCGCAUUCUGCUAAGAACCAUCAACCUGCACCCUAAGAAUGUCGACUACAUUGUUAAAGCAGCGUGCAUAUUGCACAAUUUCCUCACUGUGCUCAACAGCCAAACGCGAGUGCAUGCAGACAAGGAGGACAAGUUCGGAAAUAUCAUUGCAGGCCAGUGGCGACAGCGCAUUGACACGGAAAAAGGCAGCAACGCUGAACCUCGCUACUUCGCCCUAGAAGCAACACAUGCACGAAACUACAAUGGCAGCGCUGCAGAUGCCCGGAAGCUGUUCAAUGCGUAUUUCUGCAGCAGUGCUGGGGAGGUUUCCUGGCAGUGGCUGCAACCAGGCAUUACAAAGGAAGAGGCCAUGAGACAUGUGCACGAGGACCAGCGUCUGGCACCUUGCUGAUACGUCAAGUAGAUGGGCUCUUGGAGUUGCUGGUGAUGAUGAUACUCAGCUGACAGAUUCCUUUGUGUAUCCUUUGGUUUUUAUUGGUUUUGAAACUACAGUAUAGACCACUUGUAACGUAACCGCUUAUAGUGCAGGACCGGAUAUAGUACGGGCUUUUCGGACUCCCGUUAAUUUGCCCAUAGAACUCCAUGUAUACGCAUACCGCUUACAGUGCAGCCGCGUGAGACGAAAUACCGGUUAUAAUGCGGCUUCUGCGGGAAAAUCUCGCCGACAAGGGCGGCAGCGAGCAGGCUUCUCAACAAGGUGCGCCCACCAAUGGGAGAGGAGAUCAACGAGGGCGAUGUGGAGGAGGAGCAUGAGAAGCGAAGCAAACGACCGGAAAGAAAUGCGUGCGUAGGUUGUCUAGGCGACGGAGAAACCUUUUGCUCUGCUGCUUAUCAGCGGUGCAUUUUGCACUGAACGCAGCUUCAGUUUCUGUGCACUCGUCGCAAUGCGUGUCGUGAAGCGCGAGCGACGCUGUCAAUUUAAGCAGUGUCCCGCAAAUUUAGUUUGGAGCUACAGUAAAACCUUGUUAAUUCGGAAAAUCGGUUAAUUCGGGCUUAUUUGGCCACACAUGGGUUAAUUCAGACUACUUUCGGAGCUCGGUGAGCGAGGAGCGCCGCAAAUGUGCGACGCAAAAGAGGAACGGCGCUAGUGUCCAACCGAAACGAAGCGGCGGAGUCUGCAUCGCCACAGCCAUCAGUUGAAAUCGUACGUGAAUGACAGCAACGCUGGGACGCUUCGAGUCUAUUUGUGUCUUUAAAGCCUGUAUUCUUGCGUUAACCGCCGCGGGCUUUCGUAACUGCAUAGUCAUCUACGAUCGCGUCGAUAGUGGCCGCGGUUUUCUCCGCAGCGGUUGCGGCGAACAGUAGUUUCGUUUUUACACGGUACGCGCGUCGGCCGCGUGCAUAAAAAACUGCGUAGUCGCCAUCGAUGAUCGCAUAGAUAGCAACCGCGGUUUCAACUGCAGUUGUUGCAGCGAAUGGAAGUUAAUUCGUUCAGACUCGGUGCGUUGUCGGGCGCGUGCCUUUAGCACCGCGAAUUUGUCGACAUUCAUAAUCGCCUCGAUAGCGGUCACGGUUUUUUCCGCAGCGGUUCCGGCAAACAGUUUCGUUUUGACUCGGUGCAAAGCUGUCGAGCUUGAAGAGCACCGGCUACAUCGCGAUUAUGUUUUCGCCAGCUCAGUGGCGAAAAUGUAAUCACGAUGUGCGAGCGAUAGUACAAAGUGUGUCUAAAUGCUUGGUCAACAUGUUCUGCAUACGUGCAGGUCUUUAAAAUCGUUGUUUUCGCUUAUAGUGCAGAUAUUCGCGACUCCGGCGACUUAUAUUAUAAGCGGUCUACACUGUAUUGUGUUGGUGCUAUCUUACUCUCGCGUCCUUGAACAAAAGGCUGUAAAACCAGACCAUUGCAGUGGCACUCUCGGCAGCACCUGCCUGCUAGAGAGCGCGGUCCCCAGGUGGCGGAUGGGGGGCCUGCUUUUGCACAUUACAGCAAAAGCAGUGGUGCGUGCACCUCGCGGACCAACAGGCCUUUCCCCCCCCCCAAUUUUUUUAGGUACUCCAGCUGAACUUUGGGUUGCAGAGCCAGUGUAUGUUGUGGAGCUGAAUAAACCUGAUGCACUAAACCUGUAUUUUGUUCUGUUGACUGAAAUGCUGCCGCUACCAUGUGGCUGC
Dermacentor silvarum is the source of this 2435-nucleotide messenger RNA. RefSeq lists its product as uncharacterized. NCBI's taxonomy places the organism in Eukaryota, Metazoa, Arthropoda, Arachnida, Ixodida, Ixodidae. The record is from RefSeq and is a predicted model, not a curated record. The transcript has 3 exons. The coding region runs from base 1 to 720 and encodes 239 amino acids.